UUAAAGGUCAUUUCCAAACUGUUGGGGGAUGUUCCAUAUCAUUUGAGGAGAAUCUUGAGCAGGUUUCAGCAAGAUCAAAUCGAGCCUUAAAAUAGGGAAUCCGGCCGAAGCGAGUUCUCCCGACCAAGAGUUCAAAGAUGUGUUGGAAAAUGUUGAAAAACAUCUUGAAAACUUCUACUCUCUGGCUAACUCACUCAUCGAACAGCCAAUCAUGACAGAGGCGCCAGAGGACGUGGAACGCCUGUAUAGCGAGAGCCAGGCCGCUACUGCUUUAUUUCAAUGUUUCAGUCAAGCGUGUCCAGUCGACGAUCAUAGUAGUCACACUGUCUAUCUCGGGGUCUCAACUGAUGAACGAACCCACAUGGGCAUACAAUCACGAGCGACGAGCCAGAACAGGGUCUGGUUUUGUGUGCGCUCGAACCCUACUGCCAAAAGAAGGAAAGAGUCGAUGUCUAGUACAGUCAUGCAGGUGAUGAACACUUCCUCUCGCAAGCGAAAACGGCCGUCGGAUAUACCAAUGCGUUUUCAUCGGCCUCUAAAAUCACGCAAGGCGAAUCGCAGUCAAGCCAUGAACCAAGUCCAGGUGUGUCCAGAGUACCUAACCCAGGGCGAGGAUUCCAACCUAGCGAUGCGGAUGGUGGCCGCGCCGAGAGAAUGGCAUAACAUUUACUUCCUAGAAUCAGAGAAGCGCCCCCCGGACGGGCACAUGCCGAUGAAGCUAGCCAAUCUUUUUGAUGAUAGCAGGCGGGAACACCGUUACGAUUUCUCGUGGAGAGUUCACGUAGCCCGGCUCAUUGCUGAGGCUGUGCUCCGCAUUCAGCACCCAGAGUCUCCGUGCCGUUGGUGUGAGAAGGACGUUGUCUUCUAUACCGCGGAGCCAUAUGACGACAACCUUAAGCCAUUUUUAAAAGUGGAGGUCGAACGCGGGGGGGACGGAACCACCCUUAAUAUCGCGGCAGCCAGGAAGCCGGGCCGAUGGCUUCUCAACCUUGCUCUGAUUCUCCUGGAGCUUGGCCUUUCCCAGCAUAUUGAGGCGCCUCCUGACGGGAUGGGUGAAGAGGAGUAUCGAGAGCAUAUCCUGUGGCACGUGGAACAAGCGAAGGGCAGGUCACUGGAGAAAUAUCUGACUGUAGUACGCAGCUGCGUUACAAUCAAUUCUAGAGGCGAGGGUGGUCGUAUUACAGUGGAUGAGCACAGCUUUCAUGAGGAUUUUUACCGACUUAUCAUUUUCCCACUGAAAAUGAUUGAAAAUGAUUUAAAACCGCCUGAGUAUCUAUCUAAUACCUACUACCCAAUGGCUGGAUUUUCCGAAGAUAAUCGAUAGAUAGGUACCUAUAUAAUAUUACUAUAAAAUUCUUCCCCAGCAGCGUUUCUACCUGCCUGGCAGCCUGGGUAGGUACCU
Hypoxylon trugodes is the source of this 1402-nucleotide messenger RNA. RefSeq lists its product as uncharacterized. NCBI's taxonomy places the organism in Eukaryota, Fungi, Ascomycota, Sordariomycetes, Xylariales, Hypoxylaceae. The coding region runs from base 212 to 1324 and encodes 370 amino acids. The record is from RefSeq and is a predicted model, not a curated record. The transcript is spliced from 2 exons.